Molecule: messenger RNA, 5057 nt
Organism: Syzygium oleosum
Lineage: Eukaryota; Viridiplantae; Streptophyta; Magnoliopsida; Myrtales; Myrtaceae
Product: pleiotropic drug resistance protein 2-like
Exons: 20
Coding region: 446-4915 (1489 amino acids)
Cellular component (GO): membrane
Molecular function (GO): ATP binding; ATP hydrolysis activity; ABC-type transporter activity
Source: RefSeq, a predicted model, not a curated record
GUAAUUGCAUUUUACAAGUGCAAAGACAAACAGUAUUGUGAUUGCCGAUGAAUAUCUGAUGAUGCUGAUCUUUGUUUCUUGUCCUGUCUGACCAUCCUUUGUUCAAUGCCUCGUAAAGAACGAUCAGGCAUUCUUCGAAUACUAAUAAUCUCCAACAUGAUCAUGUAGUUGACAAAAAUCAGAAUCAUCCGUUUAGUCCUUGCUAUGACACCACCUCUGCAAAUUCUCAUUCCUGUCUCUGCUCCCACACUCUUCCUCAAUCACAAACCUUAUUUAUAAACAGCCAAUGAUGCCACAAUACAUUCCACAAACAUCUCACCAUUGAAGAAAAUCUCUUCAAAUGUCACUUAACUGUAUGCACUAACAUUAACCCUUCAAGACCGCCAUUUCUUCACCAAAGGAAGCGAAACGAAUACGUGUUAAGUGACAGGAGUUCACGUGGCAAAUGGCGGCGGCAUUUGCCGAGAAUGACCUUGCGCGGACGACGAGCCAGAGGUCGCUCAGCAGCAGCCGCUCGAUGAGCCGGAGGAUGAGCCUCUCGGCAAGCGGCAAGAGCUGGGCCUCGGCAAGCAUUCGUGAGGUGUGGAACACACAGGGCGACGUGUUCCAGAAGAGCGGGAGGGAGGAUGACGAGGAGGAGCUGAAGUGGGCGGCGAUCGAGCGGCUCCCAACGUACGACCGGCUGAGGAAGGGGAUGCUGAAGCAGGCGUUGGAUGACGGGAGAGUCGGGUACGAAGAGGUCGAUGUCACGAACCUUGGGACACAUGACAAGCAGCAUCUCAUGGAGAGCAUAUUGAAGAUCGUUGAAGAGGACAAUGAGAGGUUCCUUCUCAGGCUGAGAGAGAGGACUGACAGGGUUGGGAUUGAAAUCCCCAAAAUCGAAGUCCGCUUCGAGCAUUUAUCAGUGGAAGGAGAUGCCUAUGUUGGCACCCGGGCACUUCCUACUCUGCUGAAUUCUUCCUUGAAUGCUAUAGAGGGAGUUCUUAGCAUGGUUAAGCUACUCCCAUCCAACAAGAGAGAAGUUAAGAUACUGCACGACGUGAGCGGGAUUGUAAAACCAUCAAGAAUGACAUUGCUCCUGGGACCACCUGGAUCGGGGAAAACCACCUUGCUACAAGCACUUUCGGCGAAGCCCGACAAGGACCUAAGGAUAUCUGGAAAAGUCACUUACUGCGGUCAUGAACUGUCAGAAUUCGUUCCCCAAAGAACAUGCGCUUACAUUAGCCAACAUGAUCUUCACCAUGGAGAGAUGACGGUGAGAGAGACGCUAGAUUUCUCGGGCCGUUGCUUAGGAGUUGGAAUGAGAUAUGAAAUGCUUGCCGAGCUGUCGAGAAGAGAGAAGGAAUCAGGAAUUAAACCAGAUCCUGAAAUAGAUGCCUUCAUGAAAGCCACUGCAGUGGCAGGCCAAGAAAUGAGUAUCGUGACGGAUUAUGUUCUCAAGAUUCUCGGAUUGGAUAUCUGUGCUGACAUUAUGGUGGGUGAUGACAUGAGAAGAGGCAUAUCAGGGGGCCAGAAGAAGCGCGUUACCACCGGGGAAAUGCUUGUUGGACCAGCCAAAGCUCUCUUCAUGGAUGAGAUAUCAACCGGGCUGGACAGUUCUACUACCUUCCAAAUUGUUAGGUUCAUGAGACAGAUGGUUCACAUCAUGGAUGUCACCAUGAUAAUUUCCCUUCUGCAACCGGCUCCCGAAACAUUCGAACUUUUUGAUGAUAUCAUCUUACUUUCAGAAGGACAGAUUGUUUACCAAGGGCCAAGAGAAAACGUGCUCGAGUUUUUCAAAAGCGUCGGCUUCAGAUGCCCAGAAAGGAAAGGCAUAGCCGAUUUCUUGCAAGAAGUGACUUCCAAGAAAGACCAAGGACAGUAUUGGUGCAAGAAGAACGAGCCCCACAGAUACGUCAGUGUACCCGAUUUUGUCAACCACUUCUGUAACUUUCAUAUCGGUCAGAAACUCCAUCAGGAGAUUGCGGUUCCUUUUGAUAGGACUAAAGCCCAUCCGGCUGCACUAGUGAAGGAAAAGUAUGGACUCUCGAAUUGGGAACUCUUUAAGGCAUGCUUCGCGAGAGAGUGGCUGCUAAUGAAGCGCAGCGCUUUCUUGUAUAUAUUCAAGACGGUCCAAAUCACCAUCAUGUCAAUAAUUGCCAUGACAGUGUUCAUAAGAUCGGAAAUGAAGCCCGGUACAGUCAAGGGUGGUGGGAAAUUCUACGGUGCACUAUUCUUCAGUCUCAUUAAUGUCAUGUUCAAUGGGAUGGCGGAGCUCGCAAUGACCAUCUUUAGGCUUCCGGUAUUUUUCAAGCAAAGGGAUUUCUUGUUUUAUCCUGCUUGGGCUUUUGGCUUACCGAUUUGGCUUCUUCGGAUUCCGAUUUCGUUGAUGGAGUCCGCAAUAUGGAUAAUUCUGACAUACUACCCCAUUGGUUUUGCCCCAUCAGCUAGUAGGUUUUUCCGUCAACUACUGGCAUUCUUUGGUGUGCACCAGAUGGCUCUUGCGCUCUUCCGGUUUAUUGCUGUGCUUGGAAGGACACAAGUGGUAGCAAAUACUCUCGGUACCUUCACAUUGCUUCUCGUUUUUGUCCUUGGUGGAUUCAUCGUCGCCAAAGAUGACAUACAGCCAUGGAUGAUAUGGGGCUAUUAUGUUUCUCCGAUGAUGUACGGGCAGAAUGCCUUAGUCAUAAAUGAAUUCCUUGACGAGAGAUGGAGCAUUCCCACUACUGAAAAAAUUUCUGAACCAACAAUCGGGAGAGUUCUUCUGAAGUACAGAGGAAUGUUCGUCGAGGACUACUGGUAUUGGAUUUGCAUUGGGGCACUCCUUGGCUUUUCUCUUCUUUUCAACGUUUGCUUCAUCCUGGCUCUCACUUACUUGAAUCCUCUGGGAGAUUCCAAAUCAAUUACUUUGGAUGAAGAUGAUGAGAACAAGGAUAAGAAGCAGUCUACUUCAAAGGGACAGAAUAAGAUUGUGCCUUCAGAUAUGACUUCAGCAUCUACAACCACCUUCUUUGAAGGCAUAGAUAUGGCCGUGAUGAACACUUCGGACGAUGCUAAGUCUGGCGUUGGUGCUCCAGCGCAAAUGAAUGCUAAAAGAGGAAUGGUUUUGCCAUUUCAGCCCUUGUCGCUGGCAUUUAGUCAUGUGAAUUACUAUGUGGAUAUGCCCGCCGAAAUGAAGAGCCAAGGAAUUGAAGAGAGUCGUCUUCAAUUGUUAAGGGAUGUUAGUGGGGCAUUUAGGCCGGGAGUUUUGACAGCACUAGUUGGUGUUAGCGGUGCUGGGAAGACCACUUUGAUGGACGUUUUAGCAGGAAGGAAGACUGGAGGCUAUAUUGAAGGAAGCAUAAGUAUAUCUGGCUACCCAAAGAACCAAGAAACUUUUGCUCGGGUCAGUGGUUACUGCGAGCAAAACGACAUCCAUUCACCGAAUGUCACAGUCUACGAAUCACUGGUGUACUCAGCAUGGUUGCGUCUCCCUAAGGAUGUGAAGAAGGAAACCCGGCAGCAAUUUGUUGAAGAAAUCAUGGAAUUGGUUGAGCUAAAUACUCUUAGGAACUCGCGAGUUGGACUGCCAGGAGUAGAUGGCCUCUCAACCGAGCAACGAAAGAGACUCACGAUUGCCGUGGAACUUGUGGCCAAUCCCUCCAUCAUCUUCAUGGAUGAGCCAACAUCUGGCCUUGAUGCUCGAGCCGCUGCCAUCGUGAUGCGUACCGUAAGAAACACGGUUGAUACAGGGAGAACUGUUGUUUGCACAAUUCACCAACCAAGCAUAGACAUUUUUGAAGCUUUUGAUGAGUUGUUCUUGAUGAAAAGAGGAGGACAAGUUAUUUACGCUGGACCCCUUGGUCAACACUCACACAAGCUCGUGGAGUAUUUUGAGGCUAUCCCAGGUGUUCCCAGGAACAAAAUUGGUUAUAAUCCAGCAACAUGGAUGCUCGACGUCUCUUCUACGGCUGCCGAAGCUCAACUUGGAGUAGAUUUUGCAGAGAUUUUUGCCAACUCUGAACUUUACAAGAACAAUGAGGAACUCAUCAAACAGUUGAGCACUCCAGAACCCGGAUCCAAAGACCUUUACUUCCCAACUAAGUAUUCUCAAACCUUCGUGACGCAAUGCAAGGCUUGCUUCUGGAAGCAGCACUGGUCCUACUGGAGGAACCCUCAGUAUAAUGCAAUCCGAUACUUCAUGACAAUGGUUGUUGGGGUCAUGUUCGGACUAAUCUUUUGGAAUAAGGGCAACCAAACAUAUAAAGAGCAAGACUUAUUGAAUCUUUUGGGAGCUAUGUAUUCGGCUGUUCUUUUCCUGGGUGCCACCAACACUUCAUCAGUUCAGCCAAUCGUUGCCAUAGAGAGAACAGUUUUUUACCGAGAAAGAGCAGCAGGAAUGUACUCAGCUUUGCCUUAUGCAUUCGCACAGGUAGCCAUAGAGGCAAUAUACGUGGCUAUCCAAACUUUGGUCUACAGUCUCCUCCUUUAUUCCAUGAUCGGAUUUCACUGGAGAGUUGACAAGUUCCUGUGGUUCUACUACUACAUUCUAAUGUGCUUCAUCUAUUUCACGUUGUAUGGUAUGAUGACUGUUGCCCUCACCCCAAAUCACCAAAUUGCGGCAAUCGUCAUGUCCUUCUUUCUUAGCUUCUGGAACCUGUUCUCUGGCUUCCUCAUCCCCAGAAUGCUCAUUCCGGUGUGGUGGAGGUGGUACUAUUGGGCAUCGCCAGUGGCCUGGACAAUCUAUGGACUCGUGACAUCUCAAAUAGGCGACAAAGAAAAUCAAGUCUUGGUUCCUGAAGAAGGAACCAUGUCGGUGAAGGACUACCUCAAACAGACCAAAGGUUUCGACUACGAUUUCCUUGGAGUUGUUGCGGUGGCUCACAUUGGUUGGGUUCUGCUCUUCUUCUUCGUCUUCGCCUAUGGCAUCAGAUACCUCAACUUCCAAAGGAGAUGAUGAGGACUGUACUGAAAACGAGACUCUGUUCUCUGCAAAGACGAAACAUCACAAUAAGUGUGAACUUCUGCAUUAGAAGGUUCUUUCAUUCUUAUUGAGACACUCUACUUUGGAAGUUCACUAGUAUUGAAAAGAAGGGAAA